This is a messenger RNA of Nicotiana tabacum (common tobacco), 1270 nucleotides long. Its product is annotated as LOB domain-containing protein 27-like. The record is from RefSeq and is a predicted model, not a curated record. NCBI's taxonomy places the organism in Eukaryota, Viridiplantae, Streptophyta, Magnoliopsida, Solanales, Solanaceae.
CACACUCCCUUUAAUUCCCUAUCUUUCUCAAUUCUUGAAUAUCCCUUCUUCCUUCCUAUUGCUUUGCAAUUCUUGAAAAGUUUUUCAAGUCCGUUUGAUGCUUUGAAGAUCACAUAAUGACUCUCAAGGGUGGCACCAGCCAAGCCUGCGCUGCGUGCAAGUACCAAAGGAGGCGUUGCAUUUCUGACUGCCCCUUAGCUCCCUAUUUCCCAGCUGAUCAACCCAAAAUGUUCCAAAACGCACACAGGCUCUUCGGAGUCAGCAACAUUCUAAAAAUACUGAAGCAGCUUGAUCCAUCCCAAAAGAAAGUGGCCAUGAAAUCCAUUAUUUAUCAAGCAAAUGCCCGCGAUAAGCAUCCUGUGUAUGGAUGUGUCGCGGAGAUACAAAACCUCGUCUUUAACAUUCAACUAUAUGAGGAGGAACUUCAAGCUGUCCAUGCACAAUUAGCCUUCUAUAGACAGCAGCAGCAGCAUCAACAACAAGAGAUCUCAUCCACAGCACUCAGUGAUUCUGUUUCUCAUAUACAAUUGGGAAUGCCUCCUCCUCCUGCUGUUGCUGCUCCUCCUCCGCCUCCUCAGCCCGAUAAUGGAAAUGGAUUAACACUAUUCCAUCAAGGCACGCCUUCACAGCAAUAUAAUGCUGCUGUCAAUGACAAUGCACUGCCUGUCCAAUCUUAUCCCUCUUACUCAAACAACAGCUAUGCUGCUUACAACAACAACACUACAUUUGUUGACCCUAAAGAAAAUAAUGCUGUCAAUUCGUUAUGGAUUCAACAAUCAUAUGGUAAUAGUGCUUACAAUAGCAACACAAUGAUCAUGCAAUCUCAGUUGCCAUCUUCACAAGCAAUUUCUGUCCCACCCGAAGUUACUCAAGACUACGAUGAGAUACAUCCGUUUUUUGACACUAUUGAUGAUAGACAAUCUUAUAUUGAUUCUAAAGAAGCCUAUGACUCGAGUUCGGAAUCAUCACUGAAAGACACGAGACAUUCUGUGGAGCAUGUUGCUGAGAAUGAAUUAAAGAGUGCUGCAGCAUGUUUCACUCUUACCAGCGUCAACUGAUAGAGUACAAAGAAAAUGUAAGAAGAAUGAUAGCAGACUGGCUUUUUCUUUUGCCAUUCAAAAUUUUGUCUUGUUAAGAUACAAAACAUCGAGAAUGUACUGCCAUUUUGAGAAUACUUUAAUUCCACCUCUCCUGCUAUAUUUGGUUUUUAGAAAGUUGGACACUAGCUUGUUGCCUUUGUAUACGACGAUUUGCGUCUUUUGCUGCAGUA